GGGGGAAACCUGAGCUCCCAGCUCCACCAGCAUCGUGGGGCGCCAAGGGCUGAACCGCCCAGGUCCGGGAGGACUCCUAGCUCGCGGCAUGGGGGCAGCCGUCCUGCGGGAGGACCGCCCCCCAGCCCCCUCCCCGCUCUCCCCGGCUGAGCGCCGCCUUUCCCAGAAGCCUCCAGGGCCCACAGCCUUUUCUCGCCCGCCGGCGGCCGCUUGCCGCCUGGAGCCGCGGGUUCGCCCAGGUGCUCGGAGGAUGCGCAGGCGCGGCCGCGCGGCCGGGACCGGGCUUCCCUGAACGCGGCGCGGCUCUGGGCGCACGACUGUGGUGCCGGCCGGCCCUGGCUGGGUUUUGCCUCCUCGGGACUACGUUUUCCUGAGGGCUCCGCGGCACAGGCGCUUCCCGCCGAAGUCGGCUGCCCGCUGAAUCCGGAAGAGGAGAAGAGAAGAGCCGCUGUGCAUCAGAAGUCAUGGGAGAGGGCUUGAACUUCAAAGAUGUGGCCAUUUACUUCUCUCAAAAGGAGUGGGAAUGUUUGCACUCUGCUCAGAAGGAUUUGUACCGAGAUGUAAUGUUGGAGAAUUAUAAGAACCUGAUCUCACUGGGACUUUCUGAUUCUAAGCCGGAUGUAAUCUCCUUAUUGGAGCAGAAGAAGGAGCCCUGGAUGGUUAAGAGGAAGGAGACAAAAGAAUGGUGUCCAGAUUGGGAGUCCAGAAGAGAAACCAAGAAUUUAUCUCCAAAAGAGGACAGUUAUGAAGUUAAAUCAUUACAACCAGAAAUAACAAAAAGACUUACAAACUCUAACCUUGAGUGCACUAGGGUCAGAAAUAACAGAGAAGUCAAGUGCCCCCUGGAGAGACAGCAGGAGGGACAUUUCAGACAAGCUGUAAUAACCUCUGAAGAAAGGCCCACUCCCACUCCAUGCCCAGUUGAUAGAGGACCUCAGACAGUGCAUGCUGGAGCACAAUCCUGUGAACACAAGGAAUGUAAGGAAGCUUUCAGGUACCACUCACACCAUAUUCAACGUGAAGGAAGUCAUAAUAAGGAAAAAGACUCUAAAUGUGGAGAAUGUGGGAAAGCCUUUAAUAGUAGGUCAGACUUAAUUAAGCAUCAGAGAAUUCACGAAAGCAGAAAAAGUAAUGAAAAUAAGAAACGUGCCUUUAUUCAUGACUCUGAAAUUACUAAACCUCAGAGCAUUAAUACUGGUAAGAAACCUCAUAAAUGUAAGGAAUGUGGCAAAGCCUUUCAUUCUAGCUCACAACUUAGUAAACAUCAAAAGAUUCAUAUAGGCGAGAAACCCUAUAAAUGUAAGGAGUGUGGGAACGCCUUUCCAUCGACCUCACAACUUAAUUUACAUCAGAGAAUUCAUACUGAUGAGAAAUACUAUGAAUGUAAGGAAUGUGGGAAGGCCUUUACCCGUCCCUCACACCUUUUUCGACAUCAGAGAAUCCACACUGGUGAGAAACCCCAUGAAUGUAAGGAAUGUGGGAAAGCUUUUCGUUAUGAUACACAGCUUAGUCUUCAUCAGAUAAUCCACACUGGUGAAAGGCGCUGUGAAUGUAAGGAAUGUGGGAAGGUGUAUACUUGUGCCUCACGACUGAGUCUGCAUCAAAGAAUUCAUACUGGUGAGAAACCUCAUAAAUGUAAGGAAUGUGGGAAAGGUUUUAUCUCUGAUUCACAACUUAUUCGACAUCAGAUUGUUCAUACUGAUGAGAAACCGUAUAAAUGUAAGCAAUGUGGGAAGUCCUUUCGUCGUGGCUCAGAACUGACUCGACAUCAGAGAGCUCACACUGGUGAGAAACCCUAUAAGUGUAGGGAAUGUGAAAUGGCCUUCACUUGUAGCACAGAACUUAUUCGACAUCAAAAAGUCCACACUGGUGAGAGACCCCAUAAAUGUAAGGAGUGUGGGAAGGCUUUUAUUCGAAAGUCACAACUUACUCAUCACGAGAGAAGUCACAGUGGUGAGAAACCCUAUGAGUGUAAGGAAUGCGGGAAGGCCUUUAGUCGUGGCUCAGAACUUAAUCGACACCAGAAGAUUCAUACUGGUGAGAAACCCUAUGAAUGUAAGGAGUGUGGGAAGGCCUUUUUUCGUGGCUCACACCUUAGUCAACAUCAGAGAAUUCAUACCAGACAGAGGAGUGAGUGAAGACAUGUGAAAACACUGACAUCUGAAAAUUCAUACUAGUAAAACAAACAAAAACCCCUGUGAUCGUAAGGAACAUGGGAAAGCAUUUGAGGAUAAGAGCUUACUUAUAUCAGAGUUCACACUGUGGAGGUAAGGCCUUUAUUUAAGGAACAGAAUUUAUUUGACAUUUGUUACUGAUGAGAAGCCUUGUAAAUGUUAGGAAUUGGGAGGGGUUUAUUUGUGUUUCAGAAUUUAUUAAACAUCAGAGUUCAAUUGGUGAAAAGCUCCAUGAAUAUAAGGAAAGUGGGAAGUCUUAGGAAGCAGUGAAUGUGAUAGAGACAUUAAUCAUUCAAACUUUCCUCAACAUCAGGGUUAUUAGCCCUUAUGGGAAAUCAGGAUUCAUAGUAUAAAUGUCAUAUAUGUGGGACAACAAUUUGUUUUAGCUAACAAGUUAUUCAUAUGAUAACUCAUACUUGAGGAAGGCUUCAUUAAUGUUAAAAAUGCAGCACAUUCUUCCAUCCUGCUCAAAUCUCGUUAAAUGUUUGCAAGCUCAUUCUCUAAAUUAACCUAGAUUGGAUCAGAGUGGGAAAAGAUUUAACCAAUGUCUCUUCUUUACCUGCCUUCACCAUUAUAACUCAUUUCUUAUAGGGCAAAUUACUUAACCAUGUCUAAGUUUCCUCAUUUAUAAAUUAGUAAUAUUAGGACCAUAUUUCUUAGUAGCAUUGUGAAGAUUAAAUAUUUACCUUAUAUCCCUUAGAAUAGUGUCUGGCUCAUAUUGAAAGUGUGUUAAGUAAGAGCUGCUUUUAUUGUACUUUUCUUUAUUUUCAUAAUUGUGUUUAUUAGAGAUCAUAUGAGAAGAAGGCCCUAUGUGUUCAGUGACUGUAGGACACCUUACAUCAUCUCUUUCUUUAUUGAGUGUUCUGUAAUUCCUUCUGGAGAAAAAUUAAUAACUGAAGCUUUCAUUCGUAGGUUGCCCCUUUUCCCCAUCAGGGAAUUCAUAAUGUAAAGAACCCCAGUAGAAUAAAGGUGGGUUGCUGUGAGGUCCGAGGGAAGAUUUAGAUGAUUUAUUAAAACCUUCCCCAAAACAAGGGACAUAUGCCACAAUCUCUGACUCUGUUCUGGAGAAUUAGAAAAUAACAAAGCCUUAGCCAAAAUCUAUUCCUCCACAAGGACAUUUAAAAGAUACCUGUUUAAAUAAUUUUUACAUUAAAAAGGAAAUCAAGGCAAAUUACCAUUAGGAAUGAAUGACAGAGAGACAACUACAUGUUGAAAUAUGGAGGAUGCAACAAAGCUGCACUCUGAGGAAGAUUAACUCCCUUCAAUAUGUGUAGAAAACGGGGACACCAAAGGCGAGGAUUCAUUCUAACUUCACAGUACUUGGUGCACUGCCUGUUUCUAGUAGGUUCCCGGUAAACAUCUGUUGAUCAGAGGAAUGAGAGAAUGAAUAAGCACUCAACUCUAGGAUGUAGAAAAGCUCUAACAAAAUAAGUGCAGAGCCAAAAAAGAAAAAACCUUGAAAGAAAUGAAAAAGAUUACACCAUAAAAGAAGAAUCUCAAGCACGUGAAUGAGAAAGGAUAUGUAACUACAAAAAUGGAGCCGAUUUAAAGAAAGAAGGCAGUGUUGUGGCAGACACUGGGUUGCCAUCCAUCAGUGUUAACCGUUCUCCCUUUGCAGGGAUCGCCUGCUGCCCACGUGCCAGAUGCCGGCUCUCCUAGCUCGCUUUGCAUCUGGGCGUGUGUAUCAUGGGCCUGGCCACAGAAGAUCCAUGCAGACGGCUGCACAUGGGCCUCAGUUCAAUGUUCUUUCCUAACAAAAUAGGAGGAAAGAGUCUACGCAUAUACAGGAUGUGUGUCUGUCUGUCUGUCUGGUACCUGGCAUCAUGGCCAUUCUGCAGCCAGGGCGGAGGGGCUGAGCUUGGCAUGGGAGAGACAGUCACCUGUGUCCUUGGUGUUGCUGAGCUGAUGAAACAGUUCAGACCUGCCCUGUCCCUGGGUUUGUAUGAAAUGAGAAACUCCGUGCACAUCUGGUACAGGUUGAUACUCAACUUUUUAUAAUAUAUCUGAGUCCUGGGGAAAAAAUUUUUGUAUAUAUCUACACACAUUUAUUCAGCUUUAGUAAGAUGAGAAAAUGUUUAUAAUCAGCUUUUUUAUAGUAUAUCUGAAAUUGUGGAACAGCGUUUUCUUAAAUAUUUUCCUAAACAUAUUUUUGUUUAUAUAUAUACAACUUUGUUUAGUAAGAUGUAGGAAGUGUUCCUUUACAUUCAGCAUUUUAUAGUGUAUGUUUAUAUUCAGCUUUUUACAGUAUUUAUGAAAUCCUGAAAAAGUAUUAUUUUCCUGAAUAAAGUAAGAACCCAGAAAAAAACUUUUUAAAGAGCUACACCAUGUAACUCCUCUAGAAUUGGAGUAUCUUACAGAUAAAAUCUUCCAAGUCUUCAAGAUAGAGUCACAGCUGUGAGGCCAGUAUAACCCUGAUACCCUUUUGCCAAAUUUGGAAAAAGACAACAUCCAAAUCAAAUCAGCUUUGUACUCAUGGUGUAUGAAUAUUCCAAUUGAAAUAUCAAGUCAAAUCUAGCAACUUAUUAAAAGAAGAAAAUAGGGUUUUUUAUCUAGAAUAAAAUCAUGACCUAACCUGUCCAAUUCUUUAAGAAUGUAAUAUAUAAAUGUAGUGUUUAUACAUUGAGAACUAGACACUAAAAUAACUAUGGCCCACUGAAAGUAGUAAACAGGAAACUAUUACAGCGUAUGCACCUUCACCUGCUGCGAAGUCCCUGCAGCUCUCCACAUAAUCCUACCUCAUGGUCUGUGGACGUUACAUUUGCAAUCAUCACCAUCCAGUGGAUUCCACUUCACCCCAUGCUUUAUAAAAAUAAUACAUAUUUUAAAUGUUUUAUGUAAACAUGUAUUAAUGUGAUAAAUCAGUCAGCCCACUGGAGGACAAUUUAUAACAAAUUCAAGCCUUUUUUUAAAGGGGGAAGUGAUGAUUAAAUAUUAUCUGCACUGGUAUAUUUCAUAAGUCUGUUUUUGUAAGUUGUACAUAUUCUAAGAAGGGAUGCUGUGCCCUUUAGGAGAAUUGAAGAAUGAGUAAAGCCAGGCAAAACUAGGCAUGACCACAGUACUGGUUUCAUUACAAUUUCUAACCUUUUUUGAGUUAUAAUCAACGUUGAGAUGGUUCUCUUUCAUGUUUUGCCCAUGUAUACAUAUUUUUCUUUUCAAGAUUUGAAAGUUCUAUUCCGAAUUUAUAUAACAUGUUUUACCAAAAACCAGGGGUAUACUGCAAAAGUUUAAAAAGAAAAAAUAUAUAUAUACACACUUAUUCUCUGAAGUGCCAACAUUGGAAGCCUUCCAUGCGUUUCUCCAUACUCAGGAAACAUACAUCUAGAAGGUUUGUUCUGGUGAUGUGCGUGUGUCAGGCGGCAGGGGGUAGUUUAGAUGGGAUUGUCUUACACGUUGACGUGUACCCUCCUCACUUUGUGACAUACCACCGACAUCCUUCCAGUCAGUACCUAUAGAUGUAACUAUUUAGCUUUAGACUUUUACAAAUAAUUGUACAAAAAUAAUUUUACUACAAAUGUA
Diceros bicornis minor is the source of this 5690-nucleotide messenger RNA. Its product is annotated as zinc finger protein 568-like. The coding region runs from base 465 to 2138 and encodes 557 amino acids. The record is from RefSeq and is a predicted model, not a curated record. Gene Ontology annotation, molecular function: DNA-binding transcription repressor activity, RNA polymerase II-specific. The transcript is spliced from 5 exons. Gene Ontology annotation, biological process: negative regulation of transcription by RNA polymerase II. Lineage: Eukaryota; Metazoa; Chordata; Mammalia; Perissodactyla; Rhinocerotidae.